Messenger RNA from Babjeviella inositovora NRRL Y-12698, 975 nucleotides. RefSeq names its product Hut1p (gene HUT1). The record is from RefSeq and is a predicted model, not a curated record. The coding region runs from base 1 to 975 and encodes 324 amino acids. Gene Ontology annotation, cellular component: endoplasmic reticulum membrane; Golgi membrane. Gene Ontology annotation, molecular function: UDP-glucose transmembrane transporter activity; UDP-galactose transmembrane transporter activity. Gene Ontology annotation, biological process: UDP-galactose transmembrane transport. The transcript has 2 exons. NCBI's taxonomy places the organism in Eukaryota, Fungi, Ascomycota, Pichiomycetes, Serinales.
AUGACAAAACAGAAGGGCUCAUUGGCGAUCUUGGCAGUCUGUGUGGGCGGAAUCUAUGCUGCCUUCAUCUCGUGGUCCUUGUUGCAAGAAAAGAUCAACACCAAACCGUACGGUAGCGAUAACCAAGUCUUCCGCGCCCCGUUGGUCAUCAAUUUGGUACAAAAUGUGCUCGCCUGCAUGGUAGGAACCGUCUAUCUUUCGUACAAGAACGGUCGGAAAAAUCCCUUCAUUAUCGGCCACUUUGUGCUUAUUUCCAUCACGCAGUCAAUUGCGUCGCCUGUGGGCUACGAGAGUCUUAAGCACGUGGAUUACUUGGCGUUUUUGCUCGCCAAAUCGUGCAAACUCUUGCCUGUGAUGUUCAUCCACAUUGUGGUGUACCAAAAGAAGUUUCCAUUGUACAAGUACGUGGUGGCUUUGUUGGUGACUGCUGGCGUGAUCACGUUCACCAUGUCUGGCCGCUCGGGAAAGCUGAAGGAUUCCACCCAUGAUGGCCAGAUGUUGUUGGGGAUGGCACAACUUGUGUGUUCGAUGUUGCUUGAUGGGUUUACCAACUCAACCCAGGACCAGGUUUUCGCCAACAACAAGGGCUUGGUCACUGGAGCCAGUCUCAUGGCCGGGUUGAAUCUCAUUUCGUUUGCCGUCACCGGUCUCUACACAUGUCUCUUUACCAACCAGCUUGCCUAUGCCUCUGAUUUCGUGGCCACACAUCCAUCUGUGUUGAACGACAUCAUGUUGUUCGGACUCUGCGGAGGUUUGGGCCAGGUGUUUAUCUUUAUGACCUUGGAGAGCUUUGACUCGUUGGUGUUGGUGACCGUUACCGUCACACGUAAAAUGUUCAGCAUGCUCCUCAGUGUGGUGCUCUUUGGCCACUAUUUGGGCUACGGCCAGUGGUUAGGUGUUGUCAUGGUCUUUGGCGGUAUCGGUUUGGAGGCGUGGUUGAAAGUGCAGUCAAAGAAGGUGGAAAAAAAAGAAUAG